AUGGAUCUUGACGAGGACGGCAACGUCGACUUCUAUGAAAUAGAAAAGGAUAAACCCACAACAUCCCCGCUUCCGGAAACACACACAACACAACCUACUCCUUCGACUUUUACUAAUAAACCUCCGGAGAAAAGAAAGAGAGAUAUUAAUGAGACAACCGAGGGUGAACCCAAGGCAAAACGCAAAGUCACAGCAGCUCAAGUAGCAAAAUGGCAAGCAGCACGAAAGAAGAAAAAAGAACUACAGCAAGCAGCAGAACAACAAGGAACAGUCAUAUCCAACGACGAGGUAAUUGCAUUUCUCAACGAGGGGGAAUCCGAGGAAAUGAAAACUCUCAUGCAACAAAUGGAGGAAAUAGCACGUCAGGUAGAGGCCAAAAAGAAACUAGCUGAGGAAAGCAAAGAACAACGGGCGGAGGAAGAAGAGAGGAGAAACGCCCAGAAAGAUAUUCCACCAACUAUGGAAUCCACUGACGACGAUAUUAAACAAAACAUGAACGAACACUUCAAUAACAGUUGCAACAACAACGACAAUCAAUCCCUCUGGACAUUCAUAUAUUGCGGUCCACCACCAAAAUUGAUUAAAGGAACACGUUUGAACUGUAUAAUAAUAGACCAUUACGAUUAUAAACCCCAUAUGGACAUGUGUAAACAUAGACUCAUGCGUCACAGGUGGUGA
This is a messenger RNA of Echinostoma caproni, 678 nucleotides long. NCBI's taxonomy places the organism in Eukaryota, Metazoa, Platyhelminthes, Trematoda, Plagiorchiida, Echinostomatidae. The record is from the annotation of a GenBank genome assembly.